Molecule: messenger RNA, 855 nt
Organism: Candidula unifasciata
Lineage: Eukaryota; Metazoa; Mollusca; Gastropoda; Stylommatophora; Geomitridae
Source: the annotation of a GenBank genome assembly
AUGGCUACCAAGUCGCCGCUGGUUGUCUGUCUGUGUAUAGAAGAUCUGGACUGCGCCUUCUGCGACAUUGUCAUUAACCAGAUAGCCACUGGUCAUUUCUUUGGACCAGAUCAGCCCUUCCAUUUGGUAUUUCACGGCACAAACGAUGUGUACAAACUGGGGGAACUUUGUCAGGAGGUUCAGGAUUGUGCCUUCCCUAUGAUCACAGAUGUGUCGUGGCAGACAACGUUUAACGAGCCCUCCCGUUGCCCGGACAUCGUUCUUGUGCUACUCUCCUGUCGCAGCGUUCUUUACACCAGAGACAAGCCAACAGUGGAGCAGUUCCAGUCACUGUUAAACCUUGUCUCCUACAUGUCUGGUCUCUCGGAUUUACUGUCUGUUAUCAGGAUGGAUGCCUUAAAGAUUAUAAUAGCUGGCGACUUAGCCCUGACAGCAGCAUCCAUCAUGUCCCACAGAAUGAACACACUGACUGCCAGGCAACUACUUGCCAUCGAUGUUUACCAGAACUCGGCAGCUUCUGACUCAGGCUACAGUAAAGUCUCCAGAAUCUGCGACACAGUCAGACAGUGGUGGACUGGCAUCAAGACAUCCGCUUCAACAUACCUAGGAGUGAAAUACAUCAACUAUACAAAGAGAGCUACCAGGAACCAGCAAACCGGUUAUUUCUUUUCAGCACCGGUUAAUAUGACCGGACCAAUGAGUUUUCUCAGCGACAAGGAUACUCCUAUGAACCGAGACUUCCUAGCAGAGGUCAAGGCCACCACAGAUGCAGCAUUCAGCCUUCUCUAUGCAACUGAAGGACAGCACAGUGACAGUGGCAGGCAUCAGUCUAGUUUGUGCUUGAGUUAUCUGUAA